Molecule: messenger RNA, 991 nt
Organism: Telopea speciosissima
Lineage: Eukaryota; Viridiplantae; Streptophyta; Magnoliopsida; Proteales; Proteaceae
Product: ras-related protein RABA5c
Exons: 2
Coding region: 71-727 (218 amino acids)
Cellular component (GO): endosome
Molecular function (GO): GTPase activity; GTP binding
Source: RefSeq, a predicted model, not a curated record
CUUCUCGGCUAUAUUUUCACCGAUUCACUCUCUCUCCUGCUGAAGUCGGAUACAGAAAAAACAGAGCAAAAUGGAUGAUGACCAUGAAGAAGGAGAGGAAUACCUGUUCAAGAUAGUGAUAAUCGGAGACUCUGCUGUGGGUAAGUCGAAUUUGCUGUCAAGGUAUGCUCGUAAUGAGUUCAACUUGCAUUCAAAGGCGACGAUCGGUGUUGAGUUUCAGACCCAGAGCAUCGACAUCGAUGGUAAGGAGGUUAAGGCCCAGAUUUGGGAUACUGCAGGUCAAGAGCGUUUUCGUGCUGUCACUUCUGCUUACUACAGAGGUGCAGUGGGUGCCCUUAUCGUCUAUGAUAUCAGUAGACGCACCACCUUCGAUAGCGUUGGUCGAUGGCUCGACGAACUCAACACACAUUCUGAUACAACAGUAGCAAGGAUGCUGGUGGGGAACAAAUGCGACUUGGAGAAUAUCAGGGAUGUGAGUGUAGAAGAAGGCAAAAGCCUUGCAGAAGCAGAAGGCCUGUUCUUCAUGGAGACAUCUGCAUUAGAUUCUACAAAUGUUAAAAAAGCUUUUGAAAUGGUUAUCCGAGAGAUCUACAACAAUGUCAGCAGGAAAGUCUUGAACUCUGAUACCUACAAGGCUGAAUUAUCUGUCAACAGGGUAAGCCUGGUUAACAAUGGAGCUGAUGGAUCAAAGCAAACUGAGAGCAAGUUCUCUUGCUGUUCAAUAUAAUUUCUGUUACAAUGCUCCUGGUGGGUAUGAAUGGAUGAUGUCCAUGGUGAGGUUAUCGGUAAAAUUUGAUUGGCGUUGUUGGGUAUGCUCUCUUAAUGAAUUUGUAUCUAAUCUUAAUGGGUUAUAUUUAGUUGAACAAAGUGAGAUAUUUAAUAGUGUUGUUUUUUAAAUGCAAGAGAUGAAAUUUUUUGUUCCAUGGAGAAGAAAAAAGCAUGUAAUUUUUCAAUGGAAUAAAGUAUAAGAGAUAGAAGAACUGUAUGAUUA